GUAGCUCGGUGGCGUAGUGGAUAAGCGCCGUGGCCCGCGAUCGUAGUCGUUAAGCAACUUUCGCAAGGGUCGGUCACGGGAUGGGUGACCAAAGAAUUAUUAUCUCGAACUACUCCGUGCUUCGGAAGGCACGUUAAGCUGUUGGUUCCGGCUGCAUUUGCAGUCGUUAAUACCCUCCAAUCCGCAUUGGGCCAGCGUGGAGGGUCAUGGCCUAUCCUCCUUAACCAUCCAAAAGGAAGGCCUGAGCCCCUGCAGUGGGGACGUAAAACGGCUGGUGAUGAUGAUAUUGUCAAGCUAAAUCUGUUGUGAGGAAGGUUGUCAACUCCGUUAAUGAGGAAGUAUUUAAAAAAAAAACACUAGUUCCCGAAGUAGAUAUUGCAACGGUAUUAUCUUAAUUUCUGCAUGACAAUCCUUCCAGUAUUUUUUCACGUAUAAAAGCAAAUUAAUUUUUAAAAGUCAAUAAACAACUCAUAUUUUAUUUGUUCUUUUUCGUAUUUGUAUCUAAGUUUCCAAUUUCAGUUUUUUUUUAAGUUAGUAAAAAGGAACGGCAAUGACUAUAUUUGUCCAUUCGUUUGCUGCUAAAAUCAACUUUUGCUAGAGUCGCCAUCUAGUGGGGGUGCUUUUUUGGUGCUUUUGUUUUUUUAAUACUUCCUCACACAAGCAAAGGUCGAAAGUAAUAUUAUAACUACACAGUCAUUAUCGACAUAAACCGAAAACACGAACCCAUCACUAUAUCAUUGCGUCAAGAAGCGCAGGCUUACCUUUUCAAAAUGGCUGCCAAUGCCAGUCUGAGAAAUAAGCUAAGAACGUAUUAUUGAUAGCGAUAGGCUAAUCAUCAAAUGCAAAUUUGGUUUUUAUAUUAUAAAUUAUUACUAGAUUCUUUCGGUCUGUCUAUGUACUUAAUGAGACACGAUGUCGUGGCCUAUGCAAACACCUGGCCAGUGGGGUGGCAUGCCAAUGACGCCAGAUAUGAACAUGGGAUCAUACUCAGCUGAACAAUGGGCCGCUAUGCAGCAGCAGAACUGGCAACAGUGGGCUCAAUGGCAACAGCAAUACGCCCAGUGGCAAAGUCAAUAUGGAGAAAAGUAUGCACAGCAAAUGCAGGCUAUGCAGACGAUGGGCGCUAUGCCCCCGCUGCCGCCGAGCGCGGCGCCCCCCGCCCCCGCGCCGCCGCCCCCCGACCAGCCCCCUCCGCCGCCGCCGCACGAGAACAAUCAACCCCUGUACGCAGCCGCUACCAAGCCACCCGCGCCCGUCCCUCCGCCGACGCAACCCAGACGGAACUUGACUAGCGUAAACACCACCGCAGGUAACGCUCAAUGGUCUCAGGGUACGCAGGCGGCCCCUCCGCCCGCGACCGUCGCGUCGCCCGUCGAUUCGGAAGCGCUGAAGAAGCUCGCCGAGGAGGAGAAGCUUUUCGAUAUUCAGUUUCAGAAAUGGGAGGAGGAGAUCGAUAAGUGGAGACGUGAGAACGUGAAUCAUCCCGACAAGCAAGCCUACAAAGAGUACGAGGAGAAGUUCGAGGCGUGCCGCGCGCAGCUUCUCGAGCGCCGCCAACAGAUGAAACAGAAGCGGGCUCGUCUCAUGAAUGUCGCGCCGAACUCUAUCACAGGUAAUAUAACGACGUCGAUACCUCCACCGUCGUUAAACACUCCUCCCGCUAACUAUAAUAAAAAUGACGCCCAGAGUUAUAAUAACAGACAAGAUCAGGGGCGUAUGAAUAAAAAUGCUCCCCAACAACAGCAGUAUAAUAAGCACUAUGAUAAUUCAGCUCCACCUGUAUCUUACAAUAAAGGUAAUCUUGAUCAGCAGGAUCGGUAUGAGUCCUACCAAAAUGUAGAUAAUUAUACGACUGCCGAUAAUAAUUAUUCAGAGAAGGACGAUUAUGCAGCAGCCGAGAAUUAUACGGCGAAUGAUAAUUACCAAACUGAUAACUCCAGUUUUCUGCCCACAAGUGGUGCUUCCAAAAGUAUACCUGGAUUAGACUUAGUGCCGGAAGAGAAGGGGUCGAAUCCCCAGCCAGAGGUUAUCGAUAUAACUGAAGAACAAGAUAGGGAGUCAUACAAUAGAUCAUCUCAACAGUAUAAACAACCUGAUUAUUCCAAAAUAACGAAAGGAAUAAAUAAUAUUCUUGGCGACGAAAAAAUUAUGAAUAUCCUUUCAAUGGUUAGAGGACAAUCGGCUCCUUCUGAUAAUUCUGUUCAGCAAAGCACAAGUCACUUACCAUAUAAUAAUCAAAAUAACCAGGUAUAUAAUCAAAAUAAUCAGAUGCAUAAUCAAAACAUUCAUAUGCAAAACCAAAAUAAUCAGAUGCAUAAUCAAAACAUUCAUAUGCAAAACCAAAAUAAUCAGAUGCAUAAUCAAAAUAAUCAGAUGCAUAAUCAAAAUAACCAGAUGCAAAAUCAAAAUAUGCAUAACCACAACCAUCACAUGUAUAAUCAAAAUAAUCAGAUAAAUAAUCAAAAUAAUCAGAUGAACAAUCAAUGGAACAGAAAUGAUAAUAAUUAUAACCAGCAGAAUAAUACACCCUAUGGUAAUAGACAGAACAACAUGCCUUAUGAUAACAGACAGGAAUCAAAUUAUUCCAUGCCUCAGAAUCAAGGUCAGGGUAAUCAGUUCAAUAGAAUGCCUCCUAAUCAGAACCGUGGAUAUAAUGAUCAUCCACCCUUUGAGCAGGGCCAAUAUUACAAUGAAAAUGAUCAAUACGGCAGGCACGAAAUGCCUCAGAGAAAUGAUCAACCUCUAAUCAGACAGAACGCACCUCAGCCGAGGCCUUUGAUGGAGUUGCCCUUGCAGAAUGUGAACGAAAAUCAGUUCAGGGGUCCAUCAAAUAGGCGGCCGCCUGAAAAUGUCAGGCCUCCGAGUCCGCCCAGACCGAAAUGGAUGGAAGAACCCCUGUUUGCUCCAACUCUUAUCGUUGAAUAUGAACAUAAGCCCCUCAGGGUAAAAGCUCGUGAUUUCAUUGAGCCAGUGCACACAUUCGAUUAUAAUCAUAUAUCGAAAGACGGUGAUAAUAAAAAAAAAGAUUUCGAAAGGGAAGUAGAUGAGCUAUUUACAAGGAAACCCCGACGUGACAGGGAGGACGACUAUAACAAGCCUCCAGAUAGAUAUGCUAGAGAUUUGUAUUCUAGAGAUUUUGAAAGAAGAGUGCCUAGAGAUAGAGAAGAGAUAAGAGAUGAUUACCGUCACAAGUCUCUAAGAAAUGAAUAUGAAGAAAGGAGAAAGCCUGACGAUCGAUUUGAGGAAAGACGUCGAGACGACAGAUAUGUCAGGCGGGAGGAUAGCUUUAGAGACAGAGACAAGGAAAGGGACAGAGAAUGGGAAAGGGAUCGAGGUAGAGAGAGGGAGAGGGACCGAGACAGAGAUUGGGAAAGGGAUCGGGAUAGAGAUGUGCAGAGAGAUAGAUUAAGAGAUAAGGAUUUCGUGAGAAGAGACGAUAGUAGAGUACGUAGCAGAAGCCGUGAUAAAGAAUCGCGUAAAAGAGAGCGCAGUAAAGAAAUUACCGAAAUAGAUGUUUCAAAAAAAAUGAAAGAAACUGUAAUGGCAGAAUCUUUUGGACAACCCAAACAUGUGGUCAUGAUCGACGAUAUUCUGGAGUCGCCAGGCCGAGAAAUAAGACCAGAGAAAAUCGUUAUAAUAUUGAGAGGUCCACCGGGUAGUGGGAAAUCAUAUUUAGCUAAAUUAAUAAGAGACAGAGAAGCGGAAUAUGGAGGCACUGUAAGGAUUAUGUCUAUAGAUGACUAUUUCAUGCAAGAAGGUGAAGUGGAAGAGAAGGAUCCUAAUACAGGAAAAACGAUUAAAAAACCAACUAUAAAAUAUGAAUAUGACGAGAAAUUGGAGGAUACAUAUUUGAAUUCAUUGAAAAGAGCUUUCAAGCGGAGUGUUACCGACGGUUACUUCACGUUCUUGAUAUACGACGCUGUGAACGACCAUCUGAGAUGUUAUGCCGAUAUAUGGAACUUUGCAAGACAAAAUGGUUUUCAAGUGUACGUUUGUACGAUGGAACUGGAUAGUCAGGUGUGUUUUAAGAGGAACAUUCACAAUCGCACAAUAGAGGAUAUACAAGUGAUCUGCUCCCGGUUUUUCCCGACCCCUUCGCAUCACAUACAACUGGACGCUACCACUCUCCUGCAGAGUGCCGCUAUCACUGAAGUACAAAUGGAGGACGUCGAAGACGAAGUCAUUAUGGAAGAUGCCGAAGAGACCGAGGUCGAAAGCGUUUUUACUUCGAAGUGGGAGAAAAUGGACGACGCGACGCAGCUAGCUAAACUCGACGGUAUCAGCAAACCCUUGCGGCCCUCGCAACUUUCCAUGGAAGACUACCUACAAUUAGACGACUGGACACCAAAUAAGGCUGUGCCGGGGAAGAAAACUGUACGGUGGGCGGACAUUGAAGAGAGAAGGCAACAAGAGAAGAUGCGCGCCAUCGGUUUCGUCGUUGGUCAAACUGAUUGGAAUCGUAUGACGGACCCGACUAUGGGCUCUAGUGCUUUGACACAGACUAAAUAUAUCGAAAGGGUCAGGAGGACCUAGCGAAUGCUUGAUGAUAAAGAUUGUGUUUCACAUAAUGUAAAUUAAAACACGUCUCCGUGUAACAGGGUUGGAAAUCAUCAAAAAUAUAAACUAUAAUUAAAUUAUAAAAUUACUGUGAGUUUUAACCGGUGAGGUUAUUCAUAUAGUGAAUUAUUGAGUUUCCAUAUUUUUAUCUGUAAAUGUGAAACUCGAGUUUUAAACGGCUGUAGAUAAAUUUAUGAGUACUAAUUUGGACUACGUCGAUGAGGUUGAAAAUUGCAUUAUGCGUUUAUUUUGUGUAAUGAACUUUCAUCUUAUCAUAAAAAUAUAUUUCCUUAGUUUAGUUGGAGACAGUGUUCAACAGAAUCCAGCUCAUCAUUAACUAGAAAUAUAAAUUAAUUAAGCCUUUGGUUACAAUUAAAAGAUCUAUACAUAUUCCGUGUUAGUGUAGUUUUUUGAACUUUCAUGGAAAUAUUGAAAUAAGUUUUAAUUUUGUCUUAGGAUAAUUUGGAAUAUGUCACGUAGUGAAGUCGAAUUUGUACAAUAAGUAUAUAAUAUUUCAUGCAAUAAUUUUUAAGUUAUGGACGACCCUAAGUAACGUAGAAUUAAUUGUACAACAAUGUUUAUGGACCUUUGUCGCUUGUGUAUUUGAAAAGUGGAAUUAAAACAGAAAUGAAGCAUCUUUAGCUUAUCAGAAAGCUUCAUUUUUCGAAUUUUUCAUGCACUGAGUCGUAGUAAUAAUAGUCUUUCAUUAAGUUAUUACUAGUAUUGCAUGUUAUUUGUCUAUCAAGAGAUUUGUUUGGACGUGUUUUUAUUGAUUUAAUCUGAUAAUUUUGGUCUUUCAUGUUCUGUUAUAGAAAAUACACUAUGUUUAUUUUUUCAAGUACCUAUGUUGGCGGGUGUUUUUUUCCACUUUUCAGUACAGACAAUUAAUGAUUUUUAACGAAUGAACUCUUUAUUUUACAUAAAUGUGUUAUUUGUUAUAAGAAAAGGAUGGAAUGGGAAGGAUGGGAU
Molecule: messenger RNA, 5526 nt
Organism: Diatraea saccharalis (sugarcane borer)
Lineage: Eukaryota; Metazoa; Arthropoda; Insecta; Lepidoptera; Crambidae
Source: the annotation of a GenBank genome assembly